UGUUCAGCUCUGGUGGAUCCACAACGCAAAGCAACGUUUGGAUUCACAUCGUAAGAGAGAGAGAGAGAGAUAUUAGAAGGACACACCAUCAUCAGAACUGUAAUCUCCAAGUGCAGCUUCACUUUUUUGGGUUGGAUUUGGGACUGUAUUUGAGUGGAUUACUUUCCCUUGAAAAGUGGAAACUGUGGAGAGUAAAUUCCAGAAGCUGUUACAGAACAGGGAGAGGCACUGUGUGAGAAAAUGGCAUCCAGAUCAUCUCUCCCAGCGGACAGAUUCUCCUGUCCUAUCUGCUGUGACAUCUUCAAGGAUCCUAUCAUCCUGUCGUGUGGCCACAGCUUCUGUAAAGUCUGUCAGCAGGAAUACUGGGCAGAAAAGAAACCUUGGAAAUGUCCAGUGUGUAGGAGAAGAUUUCCUAUAGCUAUGACUGCACCUCCUCGUAACCUGGCAUUAAAUGACGCAUGUGAGGCCUUCCUACAGGAGCGAAGCCAGAUAGCUUCAGCUGGGUCUGAGGUACAGGAGCGAAGCCAGAGAGCUUCGGCUGGGUCUGAGGUGCUCUGCAGUCUGCACUGUGAGAAAUUCAAACUCUUCUGUCUUAAGGAUAAACAGCCCGUCUGUUUGGUGUGUCGAGAUUCAAAGGUACAUAAAUCUCACGACUGUGUCCCUGUAGAUGAGGCUGUGCAGGAUCUUAAGGAGGAACUUCAAACUGCCCUGAAACCCUUACAGAAGUACCUAGAGGUGUUUAAUGAAGUUAAACUAUCCUGUGAUAAAACAGCAGAGCACAUUAAGAGCCAGGCCCAGCACACAGAGAGGCAGAUUAACAAAGAGUUUGAGAAGCUUCACCAGUUUCUACAAGAGGAAGAGGAGGCCAGGAUAGCUGCACUGAGGGAGGAAGAGGAGCAGAAGGGUCAGAUGAUGAAGAAGAAGAUUGAAGAGAUGAGCAGAAAGAUAUCAUCACUUUCAGACACAAUCAGAGCCAUAGAGAAGGAGCUGAAAGCUGAAGACAUCUCAUUCCUGCAGAACUUCAAGACCACAAAGGAUAGAUCCCAGUACACACUGCUGGAUCCACAGCUGGCCUCAGGAGCUCUGAUAGACGUGGCCAAACACCUGGGCAACCUGCAGUUCAGAGUCUGGGAGAAGAUGCAGGGGAUCCUCAAAUACACUCCUGUGAUUCUGGACCCCAACACUGCACAUCCCAGUCUCUUGCUAACUGAUGAUCUGACCAGCGUGAGAAGACCAGGCGCAGCCCAGCAGUUCCUUGACAACCCAGAGCGAUUUAUGAGGUACACAAAUGUUCUGGGCUCUGAGGGGUUCAGCUCAGGAAUGCACAGCUGGGAGUUGGAGGUGGGAGACCAUCCUGACUGGGUUUUGGGCGUGGCUAAAGAGUCCAUUGACAGGAAGGGGGAGCGGGAUGCAACACCAAAGAAUGGAAUGUGGUGUAUAUCGCAGCGGAGUGGGAGGUACAUAGGAGGAAGAGGUGACAUCACUCUGCAGAGGAGACCCCAGAGGAUCAGAGUGGAGCUGGACUACGACCGGGGCCAGGUGUCCUUCUACGACCCCCAAUACAUGACACUCAUCUACACCCUUAAAGUCCGAUUUACUGAGAGACUGUUCCCAUACUUUAAUAUUGGAAAUGUGGCUAAUGGCAACAACCCUGGUAUUAAGAUCUGCCAAUCUAAAGUGACUCUGAAAGUGAAGUAAUCCCUGUGUGUGUGUAUGUGUGGUAUGUGUGUGUGUGUGUGUGUGUAUG
Molecule: messenger RNA, 1747 nt
Organism: Coregonus clupeaformis (lake whitefish)
Lineage: Eukaryota; Metazoa; Chordata; Actinopteri; Salmoniformes; Salmonidae
Product: nuclear factor 7, ovary-like
Exons: 1
Coding region: 241-1698 (485 amino acids)
Molecular function (GO): protein binding; zinc ion binding
Source: RefSeq, a predicted model, not a curated record